This is a messenger RNA of Petromyzon marinus (sea lamprey), 5176 nucleotides long. RefSeq lists its product as uncharacterized. Gene Ontology annotation, molecular function: DNA binding; protein dimerization activity. Gene Ontology annotation, biological process: regulation of DNA-templated transcription. NCBI's taxonomy places the organism in Eukaryota, Metazoa, Chordata, Hyperoartia, Petromyzontiformes, Petromyzontidae. The record is from RefSeq and is a predicted model, not a curated record.
GCCCGGGUGACGUCGCGUCGGUGCCGGGGCGUUGUCUGCGCGGCGCGCGUGCGUGCGCGCGUGCUCGUUUCGUCUGUGUGUGUGUGUACGUGCGUCCGUGUAUGUGUGUGGGUGUAUCCGCGCGCGUGCGCGCGUGUGUGUGUGAGUCUACGUGUGUGUGCGUGCGAGCGAGUUGGUGCCAGUAGCCACGCACAGAGCAAAAACUGCAGAAGCGAAAAAUCUUCCUCGGGAGUGCAGCGCGCGCGGCCGAGUGGAUAACGGAGACCCUCACCUACACACUCGCAUCGAGCUUACCUGCGCUUGCCUACCUUGCUUACAGACCUGCAUACCUGCCCACCUACCCGCCUAAAUACCUGUCCGCCUCCCCGCCUGCCUAGUUAACCUGCCAAUCGCUAUCGCGGAGAGAGAUGUCAGCACGCAAGAUCUAAUUUUCAGCACGUUCCGCGUUCAACCCGACGCCGCGUACGUAAGCAGUUGCAGACUUUUAGUUCUGGCUGUGAAGGACGCAGUACAAUGGAGACUUCGUUUGUCAACUCCGAGUCGCGGUUCUCCGUGAUGGGCGAUGGAUCUCUGCGAGGAGGAGGAGGAGGGAUGGACUAUCAGGCGUUCAUGUACGGCGCACGAUCGAGGCGAAGCAUUAAAAGAGAAGAUUGCAAGGAGGGCUACAAGCUGCCGCACAGAUUGAUCGAGAAGAAGCGGAGGGAUCGGAUCAAUGAGUGCAUCGUGCAGCUCAAAGAGCUGCUGCCAGAGAACUUGAAGCUAGCGACGCUGGGACACCUGGAGAAGGCCGUGGUGCUGGAGCUCACGGUGCAGCACAUGCAGGCCCUCACCGCGCUUUCACAGCAACAGAAGGAGCACAUCGCCGCCCUGCAGAGCGGCGAAGCGACCGCUGCCACGGGCUCAUCGUCGUCACCGCCAUCGUCGUCACCGCCAUCGACUCCCCUCUCGUCGUCGCUGUCGUACAGCGCUGGCUACGAGUCGUGCGCCCGCGAGGUCAUGUCCUACCUGGGACGCACGGAGCGUGCCUCUGGACCGCGGCUCCUCAGUCACCUGCAGCGCGCGGUCGGACACGUUGAGCUCGAUACGAGCCCGCCCGCCGAGAACAACAACCACCACCAGCAGCAGCAGCAGCAGCUGAUGCCGGCGAAGGUCCAGUACCUGCAACAGAGGGCGCAGCAGUCACACUUCUCCAGCAGCGGCAGCAGCAGCGGCAGCAGCGACAGCAGCGGUAGCAGCAGCAGCAGCGGCGGCGAUGACGAGUUGGCGCCCCGGCGCAACUGCGUGCCGGUCAUCCAGCGAGCUUGCGCCGCCGCCGCCGCCGGCGGCGACGCGAGCGGCAGCGACGACACGGACACGGACAGCGGCUACGGUGGUGAGGGCGCCGGGCCCUCCCCGGCGGAGCCGUCCGGGGUGGGGGAGCGCACGACCCCCCCGCCGCCGCCGCCGCCGCCGCCGCCGCCGCGCGUCAAGCGCGAGGGCGACGCGCCCGAGGCCCCCUGCGGCGGCACCGUCGCGAAGCGGCCCCGGCCGUCCAGCCCGCCGACGGAACGGCCGCGCGCGGGCGCCGUCCCGCGUGGGCAGCAGCAGCAGCAGCAGCAGCUCACGCCGCCGCCGCCACCGCCGCCUCCCCACCCGGCCCUGUGCCUGCCCUUCUACCUGUUCCCACCGUCGGCGGCGUACCUGCAGCUGCUGCGGGAGAAGAGCGGCCUCCGCGAAUACGCGUGGCCCACGCAGCCGUUCCCCUUCGCGUACGGGCCGCAGCAGCCGGCGCCGCGGCCCGUCUCCCCGCACCGGGGCGACUGAGCGGCUGACGGUCGCUCGAGAGGAGAGAGAGAGAGGAGAGAGAGAGGAGAGAGAGAGGAGAGAGAGGAGAGAGAGAGGAGAGAGAGACAGAGACGCUCUCCGACACGCGCUCGAGAGACGCACCGGGCUCACGGUCGUCGGAGUUCCCCUCUCGUGAACGAUUUUGUAAAGAGAGAGGGAAGGGGAUUUAAAAAAACCCUCGCACGAACUUUGUGGCCAGCCCCACCCCCCCCACGCAAAAGGCGACUCCACGCCACGAGUUAACGGGACAACGUAGAGAAUUAUCCACGACGUAAAGCGACCGCAGCUCAUUGUGUGCGUGCGUGCACAGUGCAAAGCGAUAACGCUAAGUUCAUUCCGAUGAUGAUGAUGACUCCCUCCCACCUUCCAGUGAUGAAGUGAUAUACAUACACACGUACACAUCAGCACGCACGCCCAUACACGGAUACACGUUGGGGUCAAGGUCAAGAUGUCAUUUGUCUGGGGGUAACCUGCCCCUUCUUCAGCCUGCACCCGCACACCACGUGCGGCAACAUCCUCUUCCCGACGGCAUCGACAGCACACGAGGGAAACAUUGCCUGCAAAUUACUCAAUUGGGUAAAUCUACGCAGCAAGAUCGCCCUCCCCUGGCACUCCACAGUAUAUCCAUCUGUGCCACACCGUGCCUUUGUGAUAGCGUUGUGCAAUAAGAAUCGCACGAAUACCAACUCUACCAUUAAUAUUUUAACAGUAUAGCUACGUCUGAAUGUCCACCGUUGCUUCCCUUAUCCUGCCACGCGAAUUCUAAUUUCCUACGCGUGCACUCGUUAUAUUCAAGGGUUAGAAGCGUCUAUUCUGUUUGGGGUUUUUUUUCAAGUCCAGUUCUGAGAAACGCCGACGUGUAACUCUCCUGCAUCAAGCACACGUCCCUGAAUACUGAGGUCGGCCUCCCCACCCGCAAAACACGCGUGCACAGACACACAGUCACGCACGCGUGCACAGGCACACACAAGAGUCACGCACGUGUGCACACACACACACACACACCCGCUCCCCUGACAUCAGACGGGGAGCGUUAAGACGCGUUGGCAGAAAAACAGCAUCGGUCGCUUGGCAAUCUUAAAAUCUCUGCGCACAUUGCAUAUAUGAGGAUUAUUUAUUUUUUAUUCAGCCUUUUUUUUUUUUACAAGAUUCCAUUCGGAAACCUCUUGUGGCGGAGCGCUACGUGCGUGAGAGAACGGCUCUGCGAGAUUUCCCGCUGAACUCCUUUCGACAACGACGAAACAUCGGUCGAGUGUGGCCGUCUUAACCUCUGCAGCGGCACGAGGCGCUCCUCCCAACGCACUCUGCUAUGAGAUUGUCACGCCAACGCUGUGAUUCAGUCCAACUUAAUUGAAGAAGCGAAAUUGGCGACUGUGAUCUUUAAUCCAGCGAUGUCGUCUCAGAACUUUUGACCUCGCACGAUCAGGAACAAUUUUAAAACAUAAUUGGGAAGACAUUGAGCAAGUCGGAGGGAGUCAUAGACACUUCAAUAAACAAAAAAAAUAUAUAAAUAUACAGCACCUGUGAUAUAUAUAGGAUAAACAACUUAAAUGUGGCAAGAGUGAGUAAACGGUUAGGCAUAGAGGCUUUUGUUGCCCAUGCUUUUGCUGACAAAUGGCAUCGAUCAAUGAUCGUGGUUUAAAUUUCCCUCAAGUGGACUUUUACAUUUGCACCGUAAAACACAUGGCCGUCGUAUAUUAUAACUCAACCCGUACACGGCAUUGUCCGUGCGGCAAUACGUAAUAUAUUUUGUGUAGGCGCGCAUUGUCGCAAAUGACAUUGCAUAGUACUUGGAGUGAUGGGCAUUAUUGUGUGUGUGUGUGAUUAGAUGCUGAGCGCGCACGUGUGUGUGAAUAGACGCUGUGUGUGUGCGUGCGUGUCUCGUUGCUGUGUAGUAGCCAAGGCUGGUCCGGGCAAGCGAGCACUAAUUUCCAUAGCACGAUUUGAGGAUUACGUCGGCAUAUAAAUACGCAUAUGCUGCUGCUGUUGUUUUGUAAAUGCCUGCGUUGAUGAAUUGGCCGGGGUGAAUUUGCAAUUUGGUUCCAUAUUUUGGCCGAUUUUGACCGGCAACAUUUGCCGAAAAGUGUUUUCUGUUGCGAAAAAAAACCAUACAAUUAGUUGGCCAAAUCUGGAUAAAAAAUUUUAAAAAUAUAUAUAUCGGUUGCCCAAAUAUAUCAAAUAUAUAUUAGUUGCCAAAAUCUGCACACACUUGGUCGAUGCCACCCCACAGUGGGCAACUGGGAUUGCAACUGCGGGGAGGAGAGUGGCAACUUCCAAUCGGAUCGCGGGCGGUGGCAACAUGAGCGUCGCUUUCCAACCAGGCUCGUGCUGAAUGUCCAGGCAGCACGCGGCCACCCGACGUCAUUGAGCGGCUCGUGGUUGUCAUCUUUUCUCGCGGUCAACGUGUUGCCAUGGCAAUUGGCCGGCUACAAUUGUCCUAGAAAUAAAAUCGGCCCCUAAGCACAUCGUGGGACCUUGAGGGGCGGCCAAUUUUUGGGACGGCGAAUUCAAAUUGUGGCCAUGUCAACUUCUAUCGCCAUCAUCAUUAUAGGUUGAUCAUCAAUGGUCAUCAUGAUUCCUCCAGGGUGGAUAAAAAGAAUAGCACCUUGGUGAGUGUCUGCACUACUUGGUGGGGGAGCGGUUUCGCUGAUUAAGAGCAGGCUGCUCAAUGCCAUAGAUCUGUGGCAAAUCUCACCACUGCCUAAGCAUUUCCAAUGAUGACUGAUGAUGAUGACGAUGAUGAUGCCGAUGAUGAUGAUGAUGGGUACCUCCCCAGGCCCGUUUUAACACGGGAGGAGUCACUGGUGACGACUCAUUUUGACUUUGUACUCAAAUUGCACAAUUCUGAACGCACCUUUAGAUUUAAUUUCGUGUAUAGCGUUGCACUUUGACUUUGCAAAGUGACGUGCUGUGGUGAUGACGACGACGGUGAUGAUGAUGACUGAUAAUAAUGGUAACAAUUGUGAUAAUACAUUGCGCUCGCGCGUGUGUGUGUGUAUAUAUGUAUAUGAAUAGCUGGUACUUUGUGCGUGGUAACCGUGUAUUGUAACGGACAUCUCCUGUGCCCCACGUGCCUGGCUUUUUUGAGCUGCACGUGCCGUUGUCAGUCGUUCCGUCUCGUUAUGGUGCCUUAGUUUGGGCUCUCCCGAGUCCGCAUUAGGAAUUUCCUCCGCAAUGUUAUCUCAAAGAGACCGUAGGUUUAUGCUAAUCAUUGUUAACCCUCUCAGCCAGUCGACGACAUUAAGUGGAAGGUGAAUUUACAACGCGCUGUAAAAAAAAUCACAGAGCGACGCGCGGGUGACAACGUGACUUCUAUAACGCAACCAUUAAAUAAAAGUCAAAGAGUUUCUAA